GGGUGCUAGGAGCGUCUGGGAUGACGUUUGAGGCGGAGCUUUCAAAUCAGCGUGCACCAGGAAGUCUCUCAGGUUUUUACCUUUCUUAGGAACAAACACAGGAGGUUCUGUAAAUUCACUGAACAUGGCCAAGGCUGCAGUCAGGAUGCCGUCCCACCCACCGACAGAUCUGUUGAUGGGAUCCCGCCCACUAGAGGAACGGUUCAUGGGAACGUGCCCAUGGGAAUUGUGGGUAGGAUAUGUGAACUACGUGCCCUUGGUGGGCACUUCUGCCAACAUGGUGGACGGCUUCAUUGCGCUGCUCCAAGGAGACCGAAAGACCGCGGAGGCCAAGGGCUAUAAGGACUUCCUGGAUUCAGCUGGAAUCCGUGACCUGAAACCAGGGUCCAUCCUUCAGAACGCCGAAGGCCAGACAGUAGUUGGGUGCAGUGCCAAAGUAUCCAAAGAUAUAAAUGACUACAUUAUACAAGCAGUAAAACCAGGGGCGAGUAAAACCGUCAGAGCUGCAAGGGCAGCCAAGGCAGGUGCAGAGCUAUACAAAGAGCUUUCCAUGUCUUUUGAGACCCUCAGGGGUAAACUGGAAGGGCGUGGUAUAAACUUGGCCAAAGAUGUGAAACAAAACAAAAGGUCUAGCCGGGGAGAACAUGUUUUCAACAAUGCCCUGCUUAGGCUAUAUGGCUCGAUAAUCGAUGAGUUCAUUCAAAGGCACCUCCCAGGCAGUAACAGAUUAACGUUGGUUAGCCGCAUUCCGAACAGCAGCGUUAGUGACGCCUUUCAAGGGAACGCCUCAGACGGCAAACACAUCAACUUGACUGCUGGUCAGAGACGAAACAUUAGCACCUGGGUAGUUCACAUUCCCGACAACAUAGUAUAUAUCCCAUUAAACAACAUGCUGUUUGCACACAUGACAGCCACUAUUCGGUGCAAUGCUGUUGACUACAUGCAUUCUUUUAGACUGGGGAAAAACAAUGGAAACGCGUUGGAUAAUCUCGCUGAAGGGGUAGCGUGGAUGAACGGACAUCGCGUUUAUCUGGACCCACAGGCUCUGGAAAUAUGGUUUGCUGAAAAUACAAAUCUAGCUGAGCAAUUUUGCGCAACUGAACAUGGGGUGCAACGAAUGCUGCGGUACCUGGAUCCCCAGAAUCCCCUGGAUCCCCCAAAUCCACAGAGGCAAACUCUGUUAGAUGAUUUUGUGAAUGACCUGAGACAGGCAGGUACAAAUAUUUAAUAAUGGAUUUUAGGAGUCAACCACCACUGGCUUGCAGAUGUAAAUGAACCAAUAGGAAGAAACCUUUUUAAAAGCUGAAUUGUAUGCAACAUUAAUACUUAUUUUCUUACAGAAUUAGUUAUUUCAUGAUUGAUUAGUAUCCCCAUUACUACCAACUGUCAGGGUUUCCCCAGCCUACAUGGGUUUUACCUCUUCAGGCCACGAGAGUGCGCUCUGGCCACGUUUCAUCCUGAUGAUUGCCUAACGCAUGCAGAAUGCAGACAUAAUCAUUGCCUAUCUCUGUCAGCUGCCUGUAGAGCUAUUUAAGCCUCGUCCUUGUGAUGCUCUGGGCUGUGGUAUUGCAUUCUGCUAUGUGCAGUGAGAGCCGUUAUUCUUAAACACUUAAACACUUAAACACUUAAACACUGAAACCCUUAGACGGUUAGACACUUAGUUAGUCAUUGCGAUAAUAUGAGUAGUGGAUUAACGGAACCUACCUGUCAAAUCAUGUAGCUCUACGAUAUAGUUUUAUAUUCACUUUUUAGCCAAGAAAAAAAACCCCUAAUAAUUUAUUAAUAUGUCUGUAUACUUUUUAGUUUACUUUUUUUUAAGGCUUUUGAAGUUUCAGUUUAAAUUUUCAAAUAUUUUUGUCAAUUUUGUCAAAGUUUCAUUUUAUAAAUCAUAAAUUAGCUACUUAAAUGGAUUUUUGAGGAAAAAGUGUAACCAUUGAAUAUUAUUACAAUUGUAUUUUCUUUAAUAAAUAAUCAAGUGUGAGCCAGUAAUUUUUAAAACAUGCAAGCAUUGCAUUAAUUUGCCAGGGGGAGAUUGGGGAAGAAACUAACAUGGGGCAUGUUGAAACAUGGGCAUUUUGUGUCUUGCAUUUGAGCAAGAAUGACU
Messenger RNA from Conger conger (European conger), 2104 nucleotides. RefSeq lists its product as uncharacterized. The transcript is spliced from 3 exons. The record is from RefSeq and is a predicted model, not a curated record. NCBI's taxonomy places the organism in Eukaryota, Metazoa, Chordata, Actinopteri, Anguilliformes, Congridae. The coding region runs from base 125 to 1228 and encodes 367 amino acids.